GGGAGACCGGAUAUAGUGAAUGCAGGGUCCGGGAGUACCAGAUAUAGUAAAUGGGGGGUCCGGGGAGAGCGGAUAUAGUGAAUGUAGGGUCCGGGGAGAUCAGAUAUAGUGAAUGCAGGGUCCGGGGAGACCAGAUAUAGUAAAUGGGGGGUCCGGGGAGAGCGGAUAUAGUGAAUGCGGGGUCCGGGGAGAGCAGAUAUAGUGAAUGCGGGGUCCGGGGGGAGAGCGGAUAUAGGGAGAGAGCGGAUAUAGUGAAUGCAGGGUCCGGGGACCGGCGAGAGCGGAUAUAGUGUGAAUGCAGGGUCCGGGGGG
Messenger RNA from Staurois parvus, 312 nucleotides. The record is from the annotation of a GenBank genome assembly. Lineage: Eukaryota; Metazoa; Chordata; Amphibia; Anura; Ranidae.